Spinacia oleracea (spinach) is the source of this 1921-nucleotide messenger RNA. RefSeq names its product sucrose transport protein SUC4. Gene Ontology annotation, cellular component: vacuole; plasma membrane. NCBI's taxonomy places the organism in Eukaryota, Viridiplantae, Streptophyta, Magnoliopsida, Caryophyllales, Amaranthaceae. The coding region runs from base 81 to 1685 and encodes 534 amino acids. Gene Ontology annotation, molecular function: sucrose:proton symporter activity. The transcript has 5 exons. Gene Ontology annotation, biological process: transmembrane transport; sucrose transport. The record is from RefSeq and is a predicted model, not a curated record.
UCUCCGCCAUAUUCUUUGCCACCUUUUCCUCUCCCAAACUCUCCAUUUUUCUCCUCCCCAAAAAAAAGAAAAACCCAAAAAUGGCAACCCACGCAGAAAAAAAAUCCGAGAUCACUAGAGAGAGAAAACCCGAAUCAAGUCGUCAAAACCGGCCUACAACCACCACCACCGCCCCCACCCGACCAAGACAAAAACCACCACAGCCCACCACAACCCGGCCCACCAAUCGAGUCCCACUCAAAAAGCUACUAAAAGUAACUUCAGUAGCAGGCGGAAUUCAGUUUGGGUGGGCCCUACAGCUUUCACUCCUCACUCCCUACGUUCAAGAGCUGGGUAUCCCUCACGCCUUUGCCAGCAUCAUAUGGUUAUGUGGUCCCGUCUCCGGCUUUUUCGUGCAGCCGCUGGUUGGUCACCUCAGCGACCGCUCAACCAGCCGGUUCGGCCGCCGCCGUCCCUACAUCCUCAUAGGGGCGGUGAUGAUCAUUGUUGCCGUUUUAAUUGUUGGAUUUUCCGCCGAUAUUGGGUAUUUGAUGGGUGAUAAAGUUGAUUUAGGAGAGAGAAAACGGCCGAUGGCAAUCGUCGCGUUCGUCAUCGGGUUUUGGUUGCUUGAUGUGGCUAACAAUACUACCCAAGGUCCUUGUAGAGCGCUGCUUGCUGAUCUUACUGGAAAGGAUCACAGAAGGAACAGAGUGGCAAAUGCAUAUUACUCUUUGUUUAUGGCUAUUGGAAAUAUCCUUGGCUUUGCCACAGGCUCAUUUAAUAGCUGGUACACUAUUCUUCCAUUCACUCUCACUCAUGCCUGCAAGGAAAGUUGUGCCAAUCUCAAGUCAGCUUUCCUCAUAGACAUUAUAUUUAUAGUAAUAACGACAUAUAUAAGCAUCACGGCUUCCCACGAAGUUCCUUUAAGUUCUCGUAAUGAAGUUACCAACAUAUCUGAAGGAUCUCAACCAUCUAGCAAUGAUCAGGAGGCCUUCUUUUGGGAGCUAUUUGGAACCUUUAGAUUUCUUCCUGGAGCAGUUUGGUUAAUCCUUUCUGUUACCGCACUGACUUGGAUCGGGUGGUUUCCCUUCCUUCUCUUUGACACGGACUGGAUGGGUCGUGAGGUUUAUGGUGGUAAUCCAGAUGAAGGUAAAAUUUACCAUCAAGGAGUCAGUACCGGUGCUCUUGGCCUAAUGUUGCAGUCAGUUAUUCUGGGUAUAACUUCGGUGUUGAUGGAAAAGCUUUGCAGGAAGUUGGGUUCUGGUAUUUUAUGGGGCAUCUCAAAUAUUAUUAUGUCCUUGUGUUUUGUUGCAAUGCUGGUCAUAUCAUUUGUAGUGAGCAAAACAGAGUCCUUUGGUUCUGGGAGGCCCCCAAAUGGAGCUGUUAUUGCAGCAGUGGUUGUUUUCACGAUUCUGGGUAUGCCACUGGCGGUCACUUAUAGUGUCCCCUAUGCACUGAUUUCUUCCAGGAUUGAGUCUUUGGGUCUUGGCCAGGGAUUAUCAAUGGGUGUGCUAAAUCUUGCGAUUGUCAUCCCUCAGGUGAUUGUGUCAUUGGGAAGUGGGCCAUGGGAUCAAUUGUUUGGUGGGGGAAACUCACCAGCCAUAGCUAUAGCGGGAGUUGCUGCCUUUGCUAGUGGACUCAUGGCCAUAUUAGUUCUGCCUCGAUCAAGAACUGAGAAAACCAAAGUUCGUGUGAUGCAUGUAUGAGGUAUUUCAGUGUUUCGAUUUUGUAUAGCUAUUCAUGCAUAUGAAUGGCAAACUGUGAAUCAUGAGAUUUGUACAUAGUGAUACCUCCAUUUAUUUUAUUAUAAAAUAAGAACAUGUUCCACUCGAAAAUGGUUCAGUUAUUACCAAUGCAACACAUAAUUGGGUUUGCAGCUUUGCAUUAUUUAUCAGAUGUCUGUUUGAUUGGUGUUCAAAGAAUGGAAUCUUUUUUAUUUUCA